AAAUAAAAUAAAGAACAGAAAAAGAAGGAACCAAAAAAAAAGAAGCAGCAGAAGAAAAAACUGUUCUUUAUCAUCUUCCUUCUUCCCAAAACAUCUCAAUUUCAUCACUGAGAAGCAAAAGAAGAAGACAAUCGGAGAAGCAGAAGCAGAUAAUCAGUUGAGAGGAUAAGCGUUUUUUGUUGUUGUACAGAAGAGAUGUUGUUUCAAGUAGGAGGACAAGGGACUCGUCCUACUUUCUUUGAAAUGGCUGCUGCACAACAGUUGCCUUCUAGUCUUAGAGCUGCUUUAACUUAUUCCCUUGGUGUUUUAGCUUUAAGAAGACCUUUCAUCCACAAAAUUCUAGAUUAUGAGGAUGAGUGCUUUGCUUUGCUUACGCUAGUUCUUGAAACUCAUAGCUUACGAACUACAGAUGGGUCUUUUGCUGAGUCUUUAUAUGGUCUGCGAAGAAGGGCAGUUAACAUAAAAGUUAAGGGUGAUAACAAAGGUCUAGACGCCAGAGAAGAAAUUAAUCACACUGGGUUGGAGAAGCGCCAAAAAGUUCUUUCAGUUGUGUUUCUGGUCAUAUUGCCAUAUCUCAGAUCAAAAUUGCAUUCAAUCUACAAUAAAGAAAGAGAGGCUGCUCUUCAAGCUAGUUUAUGGGGCACUGAGGAUGAGAGAUUUGGUGACACUGACUAUUUUGAUGGAAAUGGAAACUCCAUAGUUUCAACAAGCAGUUCAGAUACAGAAGAAUCAGUUAGAGAUCGUUUGAGAAAGAAAAUCCGUAAGAUCGUAGCUGUUUGCUACCCAUGGAUACAUGCUGGAAAUGAAGGUUUAUCAUUUGCUUACCAGCUACUGUAUUUGCUGGAUGCUACUGGAUUUUACUCUCUAGGACUCCAUGCCCUUGGCAUUCAUGUCUGUCGGGCUACAGGACAGGAGCUGAUGGAUACUUCUUCUAGGAUUUCUAAAAUAAGAAGCCGUGAACGAGAGAGACUUCGUGGCCCUCCUUGGCUAAAGGCAGUACAAAGUGCUUUACUAAGUUGUGCAUAUGGAGUUCUUGACUAUGCUCAAACUGGCCUAAUAGCGGCAGUGUUUUUCUUUAAAAUGAUGGAGUGGUGGUACCAGUCAGCAGAAGAAAGGAUGUCAGCUCCAACUGUUUAUCCACCCCCACCCCCUCCUCCACCUCCAAAGGUUGCGAAAGAUGGAAUUCCACUACCUACAGACAGAACACUGUGUCCUUUGUGCUCACAAAAGCGUGCAAAUCCCUCAGUGGUGGCAGUUUCAGGAUUAGUCUUCUGCUAUUCCUGCGUUUUCCGAUAUGUCUCUCAGUAUAAGCGAUGCCCUGUGACGUUGAUGCCUGCAACUGUGGAUCAUAUCAGAAGACUAUUUCAUGAUGUUUAAUUUGAACUUCUGCACAGGAUCUGAAGGGAUGAAUAAUAUAGGAAAAUAUGCUCUAAAUUGAGACUCUGAGUGACACAUUUUUUUACCUAGGCCUAAAUCAUGGCAUUAGUUGAGUGUAUUCCACUUUUACAUCAUUGUUGUAGAUCAAACUUUGGAGUGCAAAUAAUCACACAAAAAAUAAUUUAUCCGCAUCUGGUGUUUACACUAAA
Molecule: messenger RNA, 1586 nt
Organism: Solanum lycopersicum (tomato)
Lineage: Eukaryota; Viridiplantae; Streptophyta; Magnoliopsida; Solanales; Solanaceae
Product: peroxisome biogenesis protein 12
Biological process (GO): protein monoubiquitination; protein import into peroxisome matrix
Cellular component (GO): peroxisomal importomer complex; peroxisomal membrane
Molecular function (GO): zinc ion binding; protein binding; ubiquitin-protein transferase activity
Source: RefSeq, a predicted model, not a curated record